Messenger RNA from Poecile atricapillus (Black-capped chickadee), 3187 nucleotides. RefSeq names its product phospholamban (gene PLN). Bases 354 to 512 code for a protein of 52 amino acids. Gene Ontology annotation, cellular component: membrane; sarcoplasmic reticulum. The record is from RefSeq and is a predicted model, not a curated record. The transcript is spliced from 3 exons. Gene Ontology annotation, molecular function: ATPase inhibitor activity. Gene Ontology annotation, biological process: negative regulation of heart rate; negative regulation of calcium ion import into sarcoplasmic reticulum; negative regulation of ATPase-coupled calcium transmembrane transporter activity. Lineage: Eukaryota; Metazoa; Chordata; Aves; Passeriformes; Paridae.
AAGGCAAAUGGGACCAAUCAACUUGUGAGCUGCUGAGUGACACUGUGAGUCCUGCCUCUGAAACUUUUGUUAUUUUUUCCCCUCAGCCUACUUCAAUUGUUUCCACAACUUGGUCACAGACUCGGACAAGUUGCCAGAGAUCUACAGGCACGUCCCACAGCCCCGAGCAAGCUCCUCUUCACUAAGUCACACCAGGGGUGGGUGACAGCACCAUGGAGGAUUAAAAAGAAAGCUCUGCAGAGGCUGUCUAAAACAAAGAGAAGAUAUUAGGCACUUUGCACUGUUCCUGACCACUGCUCUUCUUUCCUGCACUUCUAAAAUCUCUGAUUUGUGCCCUCUGCUUUCUUGUUGCCAUGGAGAAGGUCCAACACAUGACCCGCUCCGCUCUGAGGAGAGCCUCAACUAUUGAGGUCAACCCACAAGCACGCCAAAGGCUCCAAGAGCUGUUUGUGAAUUUCUGCCUGAUUUUAAUUUGCCUCUUGCUGAUCUGUAUCAUUGUGAUGCUUCUCUGAAGUUCCAGCACUUCUCUGCCCUGUCCUCUAGGAAUGUCACCCCAGGAAGAAGAGAGACCUACACGUGCAACUCCCAGUGCAAGGAUCCUCAUGUGACAGGGGCUAGCACUUGGACUAGAGGGUGUGCCAACCAGUGCUCUGUUAUCUUACUGCCCGCUACAUGUAUUAAAAACACAUUUUCUGUGCAGAACAGUGUUUAGAGCCUGUAGUUACAAAGUUUUGCAUGACUCAAUUUGUCAGUCUCAAUCAACAGAUGUCUUUACUAUGUGGGGUAAAUCAGUAAAUCAGAUUAUCUGCUCUGAUCAGUAACAGCCAGCAGCUGAUAAAGUCCAUAUUUUAGUCAGAUAAACACCACCAUCACUUUUUGGGGGCCUAAGUGUUUUUAGGUUUCUUUGAAAAUCUUUAAGCCCUUGGAAGGGUUCCAAAUUUGGAUCAUGCCUGCCCAAGGAAGAGCUUACAGGUAUACAGCCCUCAACACAUCCUGGGAAAAUUUCUGCUCUGCUUAGUUCAAGGUGCUGCAUCUCUGCAUUAUCAACUGAAGGCAUUCAAAUUCCUUUAGUGUUUUUCAGAGGAAUAUGAGAAUGAACCAAAAAUCUCUUCUAAGUCAGAAAGGAAAAGCUAUUUCAUAUGUUUUUCUCCCUAUUUAAGGGAUUUUAUAUAUGUGACAUCUGGAAAGAUUUUUCCAUUAUGUUUUGCAGAAAAAAAUUGGCACUACCAUAACUGAUAUAAAAAAUUUUGUUUAUCAUAGUCAUUUGACUGACAUGACAACUGGCACAACUUGGAUUCUCAGAGUUCUUAAUAUUUGCCUUUAGACAAUUUAAUUAAGGCUUGUUCUAAUUUAUGUAAUAAUUUUCUUGGUUUAAAACUACAGAAAACUUGGAACUUGCCAGUGUCACAUGAGGUGGCUUACACCUGAUGUGGCAGUGGGCAAAGUCUAGGUCACCAUUACAGUUGUGACUGAAGUGCACCCAUACAAAUAACACAUUUGUAUGUGUAUGUGAUGUAACAUCCCCAUCUUCAGCUGCAAAUUCCUGCUAAAGAACAUGCAAGUAAUUUCCUAAAAUAUAUGACAGAUAAAAAAAUUCAUCAUAAACAAUUAUGCACAGGAGGGGAAAGCACAGCAGAAAUAUUUUUUCAACAUGUAAUCCAUAGGCUAUAUACAUAAAAGAUGACACUUCUACUCCAGAAAUUGUGAGUAAAAAGACUGAGUAGAAGACUUCCAAGCCUACUAACCUUAUUACAUGUUGCUGGUAUUAAACAAAAUUCCUAGAAAUUCGAUACACUUCUCAAAUUUAAAGAAAGCUCAAAAAUCAACAGAGGUCACAGACAUCCAUUUCUUAAAGAUAUAUUCUUCUAUUCCAUUUUAUGUAAACAUUCUUACUGAUGAAUACAGAAAAUCAAAAUAAGUUUAUCUUAAUAGUUCAUGAGUAAAAGCUGACAAUGAACAGCUGAGCAGGAAGGGAAGAAAUCUUUGAAAAAACUCUGUAUUCAGUGGAAUGCAAGCAAAUCCAGUGGUGAAUUUCCUAUCUGGUGAUUAGGUAUGUUGAGACCAGACUCUGAAGUAAGAUUACCCACUAGAGGAAAUGAAGAUAGCUACUUGUAUAAGGAUUGGGGCAAGCACUGGUGAAACUGGUGAAACUGGCAACACACCCACACACUUGCAAGUUAGUACAUGAGCAUUACUGAUUUGCACAGUCAGUGUAAAUCUCAAUUUCCAUUUCAUGCAUUCUGACCACUCUCACAAAUGCAUGAGAUUUUAGCAAGCGUAUUUCCCCUUUUAAUCCUCCUUACUUUUCUUCUCUUUUCAAAUCUGUAUUUUUGUGAGGGAUAGAGUUUCUAGCUUUAGUUUCCUUUGGAUGUGUUUCAAGAGACUUCAAUGGAAAUUGACAACAGUUUUACAGUACUGAACACUUGCUGAAGAAAAAAAGUGUUAAGAGUAAAGCAUCAGUACUACAUUCUGAGGACAUGUUUGGGUUACAGGUUCCACAAGCUUGUAAUAUAGAGGAGUCAGAGCAAAGCACUGCUAAAAAAUGGAACCCAAUAAAAACAACUUCCAACUUCCUCUUAUGUAACUGAAAACUCGUAACUUAUUUUAAAACAAUAACCAAACAAGAACAAAACCAAGUUAUCCAUAAAAUGGAAGCCCUACUGCUAUUUUACAGCAAUGCAGAUAUAUUGCAUAUACUGUACGGUUCAUUUGUCUUAGGCUUCUGUUGAUCAGAAAAUCUGUUACUAUCCUCUAUAUCACCAAUUGUCAGCUGAACCAAGAAAUUUUUAAAAAAACCCUUUUGUACAUAAUACAAUCUUUGUAGACUUAUAUAAGCUUUAAAAAUAAUAUCUACAGUAUUUUUAUUUAAUAAGAGGACUGCUUGAAAAAUAUUAAUGCAUAAAAUAUAUCCAAUUCUGUUUAGAAAGCAUCCAUUCUAUUACUUCUUAAAAUUAUGUGAAAAGAAGUUAGUCAUCACACAGCUUUCUAAUUCUCUAAAUGUCUAUCUAUUCUGUUUUGGUUUUCAAGAGUAAUCUUGACUAUUUUGUGAUGUCCAGGUCACUUACGUGUACCUGAUUCCCACUCAGUAGCUAGUGCUUGUAACUAUUCCUAAUGAAUUUUCUGCAAGUGUAAUCAAAAAUUUCACCACUUUUAUGAGCCAUAAUAAAAACUGCAAACAUGUACAGCA